Molecule: messenger RNA, 1081 nt
Organism: Limulus polyphemus (Atlantic horseshoe crab)
Lineage: Eukaryota; Metazoa; Arthropoda; Merostomata; Xiphosura; Limulidae
Exons: 4
Coding region: 146-640 (164 amino acids)
Source: RefSeq, a predicted model, not a curated record
UAAUGUGUUUCGUUGAGGUCGGUUGUUCGACAGCUCACAAAGUUCGGUGUUCGUGAUUGUUUAGAAAUCUAUUUGUAUGAAAAUCAUAAAAGAAAUAUUUCAAAGGCAUGAAUAGUUAGUUCGGGAAAAAAGAAACCAGAAAGAAAUGGAUUUUCCAACACAGUUGUGGACGGUUUUUAUGGUUCUUCUUUCUACACAAGUUUCUUUCUCCCUUAAGAUCUUAUCUUUCGACGUUCCUCAAACUGCACUACGAGGCCAAGAAGUUCGCCUGACUUGUUCUUAUGACCUAGAGGGAGAAAAACUUUAUUCUGUGAAGUGGUAUCGAGAUGAUAUGGAGUUUUUCAGAUUUGUCCCACGAGAUGAGCCUCAACAACUUUACUUUCCUCUUGAAGGGAUAGAAGUCGAUUUUUCAAGGUCCACGAAACAGUCCAUUUAUAUUCAGAAUGUUCAGGCAGAGACUGGAGGCAAAUUUCGUUGCGAAGUCUCAGCAGAUGCCCCCUUUUUCAAGACUGCAGCUGCAGAACAAUGGAUGUCAAUUCAAGAUACUUCUGGAUUAUCUCGGUUUUCUCUUCAAGGAAUGUUUCCAGUAGUUUUGUUCGCAGCUAUUUCCUCUAUUCUUUAUCCAGAUCUUCUCUGGUAGUAGUCUUCAUUGGAGCUCCAAACCUGUAAUGGGCGUUAAAACACAUUGAGAAAAAUGCAUGAUUCUAACAGAAAAAGAAAUGAGACAUAAAAAUGGCGCAAAAACAAAAACAUUGUGGAAGAAGAACAUAGUUUAGUUGAAUUGGAUAUCUACUUAACAUCACAUUUUAAAAGCCAGAGUCCAAACCAUUUUUCGCUAGCUUCAUGAACCAAACGUUUUAUUUUCGGUUAUAAAACCUCUGGACUGUCACUGAAUCGAAUUACAGGGAUAUGAACUUUUGAACGGUAUUAUUAUCGACUGACAUUCAUGUGGUAGGCUAAAAGUAACUCUAAUAUACUGAUAUUCGUGCCUCUUUUCAAUAGACCUUUAAAAUGUAUAUGUAUAUUCUGAAAACUGUACUUUCUGAUGUAUAUGUUGCUUUUUAAAUCUCUUAUCUCAGAA